Molecule: messenger RNA, 1366 nt
Organism: Capsella rubella
Lineage: Eukaryota; Viridiplantae; Streptophyta; Magnoliopsida; Brassicales; Brassicaceae
Product: MATH domain and coiled-coil domain-containing protein At3g44790
Exons: 4
Coding region: 97-1131 (344 amino acids)
Molecular function (GO): protein binding
Source: RefSeq, a predicted model, not a curated record
CACAACAGUGCCAGUGCCACUCUGGUUAUAGGGUUUCGUUGGUCGUCUUCAAGCUUUGAUUGUUUUGGUUGUGGUACUUGUGAGGAUUCGUCUUCAAUGGGGUAUAAGAAGUUCACUUGGGUGAUUAAAAAUUUCUCAUCUUUGCAACCUGGGUACAUUUGUUCUGAUGAAUUUGUGGUCGGUGGCUGCAAAUGGUAUCUUAAGGUCUAUCCGAAAGGAUUUCGAAAUGAUAGUUAUAUGUCUAUGUAUCUAGUUGUUGCUACUCGUGACACUUUGCCUCAUGGAUGGAGAAGAUACACAAGAUUUCGUCUAACUGUAGUAAAUGAACUCUCUGAUAAACUCUCCCAACGAGUAGAAACAGAACGAUGGCUUGAUCAAAUGCGUUCUUUUGAUGGGUUUCAAAAAUUGCUCCUCCUUGAGAAACUUAAUGCUGAAAAAGGUGGAUUUCUUGUGAACAAUGAAGUCAAGAUUAUUGCGGAGCUAGAUGUUGUUAAAGUUAUUGUUAAGGUAGAUGUUGUUGAAGUUAUCAGGAAAUUAGAUGUUUCAAAGGGAUCUCAAGAGGUAAAACAACCUCUGAAAAAGAUGAGGCUAAAUGGUGAUGAUGGUGCCGUGUCUAGUCAUUUGCACAAGGAGACUUCAUCAGUAGAUGUCAAUGGGUUUCAAGUUCUUCCUUCACAGGUGGAAUCUGUGAAACUUAUAUUCGAAAAACACCCAGACAUGGCGAUAGAGUUCCGAGCAAAGAACCAAGAUCUUAGGACUUCAUGCAUAAAUGUUCUCCUCAGCCUAAUCAAGACUUUGUGCCAAUCACUGCAAGACCUUUCCAUUGAUGACCUGAGCCAAGCAGAGCAAGCACUAACGUACUUGAUAUGUUCCGGCUUUAAGGAGGAUUGGCUGGAGCGUAAACUGGAGGAAGUGAAGGAAAAGAAGAUCGAAGAACAGUUUAGGAAGACUCGGGUGCAACACUUAGAGGAAGAAGUGAAGGUCUUUAAGAAGAAGUGCUCAGAGACAGAAGAAGAACUGAAGGACUUGAAGCAAAAGUGCUCAGACACAGAAGCUCUGCUGGAGAAAGAGAAGAAAAAGGUGUUGGAUGCUGCCAGGGCUCCUUCCCUUACAUUGAAUGAUGUUAUCUGAUGACUUUGGUUCUACUAGGUGUUAGUAUAUUCAUUUGAGUCUAGGUUCAAAAUUAAUAUAGGAAGCUAGAGACUUUUGUGUUCUGUCUACUGGAAACUCUUAUAUUUUGUAAAGAGCUAAUCUUUUUGUGAAAGAUAACUUGCUUGAACUAGGAUUUUGUUAGUGGUCUCAUUCAUGACUAUGUAAACGGUAUGUUCAGUUAUUUUCGUAGCUUAUUAAGCAAAUCAAUUCUUAA